Messenger RNA from Lycium ferocissimum, 960 nucleotides. RefSeq names its product F-box protein At2g14710-like. Bases 1 to 960 code for a protein of 319 amino acids. The record is from RefSeq and is a predicted model, not a curated record. The transcript is spliced from 4 exons. Gene Ontology annotation, molecular function: protein binding. Lineage: Eukaryota; Viridiplantae; Streptophyta; Magnoliopsida; Solanales; Solanaceae.
AUGGAUUAUGGAACAAGAUGGCUGGAAAUUGCUAAUGAACAUGUGGAACUUGCCCUCUAUUUGCAAAACGUUUAUAGAAGGCAACAAUUGCUUGAAGAAGCUGAAUUAUCCAAAGAUUACUCCAAGAACGGGGAUCUUCCCCUAAUUUCAAUAUGUUUGGAUAGUUUAUAUUUUUCGAGUCUCAAAUGUCAAGAGGAAGAGAAUGAGAGGCCACCUGCCUUUGAAGAUGAUAAGUCCAUAUUUUCAUGUGAUAUCUUAUUUGGUAUACUCGUUUGGCUACCCGUUAAGUCUUUGCUUCGUUUUCAGUCAGUUUCAAAACCAUGGAAUGCUAUAAUCUCCGACAAUGAAUUCAAGAAAACUCAUCGCGAUCAAUCUAAAGCUUUGGGCCGUGAAAAGCUGCUGCUGGAUCACAUGUGGAAGGGUGUUUUCGAGUUUAGAGACCUGGAAAGUUCACAAUUAAUUUUGAUGGAAAAGCAAAAGUUUCCUCUAAAAAACCCUGUGGCCGACAAACACUAUGUUUUGUGGAAUCCAUCUACUGGAAAAUAUCGAGCUCUUUCAUGUCCCGAUAAUCAUUUGUAUUACAAUGACAAACCUCGAAAUGUGAGUGCUUAUGGGUUGUGCUAUGAAUCUAGUGUCGGUGAUUACAAGACAACAAAAACAAGUUUCCCUUGUCCAGUACUACCAGUAGGAGGUAAUUGUGGCUCUUCGGGAAUUAGCACUGAAGGUUGUGUAUUUUGGUCUCUGAAUAGGCGAAAACCAUUUAUCGAUAAAGCUUCUACAAUCAUAUACUUUGACGUAAAGUCAAAUGAAGUGGAAAAGCUUCCAACACCUGAUCUUGUGGGUGAGAAGGACUUCUUUCGUUUGACUAGUUUGAAAGGUUGUCUUAGUUUAUAUGGCGGCAGAAUUGAAAGGAAACAAUUGGACAUAUGGAUUAUGGAACAAGAUGGAAGCUGGAAAUGA